Chondrus crispus (carragheen) is the source of this 2025-nucleotide messenger RNA. RefSeq names its product DNA mismatch repair protein MutL. NCBI's taxonomy places the organism in Eukaryota, Rhodophyta, Florideophyceae, Gigartinales, Gigartinaceae. The transcript has a single exon. The coding region runs from base 1 to 2025 and encodes 674 amino acids. The record is from RefSeq and is a predicted model, not a curated record. Gene Ontology annotation, molecular function: ATP hydrolysis activity; ATP binding; ATP-dependent DNA damage sensor activity. Gene Ontology annotation, cellular component: mismatch repair complex. Gene Ontology annotation, biological process: mismatch repair.
AUGUCAAUCCGACGUCUCCCUACCCCCACCUCCACGCUCCUUCACUCGUCUCAAAUCGUGCCCUCCUUCGAAUCGGCCGUCACAUCCGUCGCGCAAAAUUCUCUUCAGCACGGCGCCCGCACCGUCUGCAUAACCAUCUCACCUGAGGCCCUGCGCUUCAAGGUGCUGGAUGACGGCCGCGGAUUCUCUCCCCAAGACUGGCCGCUCGCGCUGCAGCCCGGCUGCACGUCUCUGCGACGCGGCCGCGGCCAGUCGCUGGCUUCGCUGACCGCCGUUGCCUCACUCGAGUUGCACAACUACACGGGGGGAUUCCGAGCCGUCAAGCUGCUUAGGGGAGGGAAGAUUCUUGACGAGGGGAACUCACGUGAGGGAGAGGUCCCGGCGCAUCCGGAUUUGGAGAAGGACGGGGUGCUUGUGGAUGUGUGGGAGCUGUUUUAUAACGUGCCUGUGAGGCGCAGGGCGGAGACUGGAAGACACCCGAACUUAGCGUCGGAGGCCACGAGGGAGAGAGUUGUCGCGUUGUCGCUAGCGAAUCCGCGUGUGGCGGUGACUCUGCAAGGGGGCAACAGUUUGGUGUUGUACGAGGGGGGAGGAGGGAAAGAGCUCUCGGAGGAGCUGAUACAGGCAGCGUUCGGCGUGGAAGGGAACAUGGAAUGGAACCGCAUUCAGGGCAGGGAGAAGCUGUGGUUCGAUGGGUUCGUUGGAAAGCGGGGGUACGGUAGCUCGGAUAUUUGUCUAGUUAGCGUGGAUGGAGUUCCUAUGAAUGGAAAGGGGUGGAUUCAUCGCCUCAUUCAACGUAUCUGGAAAGGUUUUGUGGCUCUGAGAAGGGCUGAUACGGGUGCAGCGAAUCUCAGAUACGCUGCCUAUGUUGUGAAUUGCAAGAGCGCGAGCAAAGGCUCGGGCUGCGACGCGGCGCAUCCAAUCUAUUCGAACAAUGCGCCACCUUCGCCAGAGGCUGAGAACGAGGUCGCCAUGGCGGUCAGAGGCGCGUUGCAAACUGUAGACCUACCUCAGCUAAUGGCUAGACACUCCUACGUUGAUCCGGAACAGAUUUCUAGGCUAGCGUCGGGAAGGAAGCGCAAAUCUUCCAGAAUAGAGAGCCGCUUUGCUGAUGCCCUUGUUUGCAAGCGGCCGAGAAAGAGACCGUCGUCAGCUUGGGCGUCAGCAGAGAAUCAGGUAGUACUGCGUCGACCGUUGUCGGCGGCGUCCGGCAUUCUCGCGGCUUCCCACCACGCCAAGCGACAACGACAACAAAGCUCGAGGUUGUGCAUUGGCCGUCCCUCAUCAGCACAGGAGGUUGAGGUCGCGUGCAAAAAGGUUGUGCACGGGUGGUCCAAUCCAGUUUACCGAAAUAAGGCUUCCGCAUCAAGGAUAGCGUCUUCAGGAUGUGAGUUUAAGAGCAAUACUCAUUUCAUGUUUAUGAAACGCGGAGUUCUUGUUCAGCGAAAUAGUAUUCCGAAACUACGGAUUGUUGGUCAAGUUGAUCGCAAAUUCAUCGUAGUUGUUGACCACAAAUCUGUCAUGUAUGCAGUCGAUCAGCAUGCAGCCUCGGAAAGAUAUUUAUAUGAGACGCUGCUGAAGGACGUAUCACCACGCAAAAUAAGAUCUGUCAUUCUGCGCCCCCCGAAGCGCGUACCGCUUUCGCACAAGCAACGGGCGACUUGCUUGCGUCAUUCGACAGUGCUUCUGUCCUGGGGAUGGCAAGUGCGAAUCGCGGGCUGUGGGUCUGCCGAGAUCUUAGGCGCUCCCUUAAUCGAAAGAGUGAAUACUUUUCUCGACAACGAGGAGCAACUGCUUAUCUAUUUAGACAGUCUUGCAAUGGGGGUAGUCGAGAACACGACCCCGCGACCUUUUCUUAACGCGGUAGCUAGUGCGGCUUGCCAUUCCGCAGUCCGCUUUGGGGAUGCGCUGACCUUAGAGCAAUGCAGGUCUCUCGUUUUGUCGCUUUCUGAAUGUGAUUCACCCUUUUUGUGUGCACAUGGGCGGCCGUCAAUAGUUCCUCUUGCCGUCUUUGAUGUCGUGUAG